UUGAGUAGCCAGUUCGGAUCGAUACGAGUUAUUAUUUCAAGAAUGGAGUCAGCGGCGGCUUGGAUGGAGCCGAGCCUCGACGUGGACAAGCUGAGGUACGAGAUCUUCUCCAUUCUCGAGAACAAGUUCCUCUUCGGCUGCGACGACCCCAAGCUCUUCCUCUCCGCCGGAAGCCCGCCGACGACGCCUCCCAAGGCCUCCGCCGCUGGAAGGGUCCGCAUCCUCUCCAUUGACGGGGGCGGUGCCGCCUCCGACAGCAUCCUCGCCGGCUUCGCCCUCGCCCGCCUCGAGGCCUUUCUUCGCAAGUUUUCCGGCGACCCCGCCGCCCGAAUCGCCGACUUCUUCGACCUGGCUGCCGGAUCCGGCGCCGGCGGGGUCCUCGCCGCCAUGCUCUUCACCCGGGGUCCCGACGGCCGCCCGCUCUUCUCCGCCGACGAGGCCCACCGCCUCCUCACGAAGAAUCGCUCCCGGCUCGCCACCUCCGGCGAGAAGGGGCUCCUCCGCAAGAUUUUCCGGCGUUCUGGCGGACAAGCCGGGGUAUUCUUCCGAGGGAUCUUCGGUGACGCGACGCUGCGGGACACCGUGAAGCCGGUGCUGAUCCCGUGCUACGACCUGGCUUCAGGGGCGCCGUUCGUCUUCUCGCGGGCGGACGCGGUGGAGACGGACGGCUACGAUUUCCUGAUGCGGGAGGUGUGCGCCGCCACGUGCGCGGCGGCGGGAGCGGCGGCGGUGGAGAUGCGGUCGGUGGACGGCCGUACGAGGAUCCGGGCCGUCGGCGGGGGGCUGGUGAUGAGCAACCCCACGGCGGCUGCCGUCACGCACGUGCUGAAUAACAACCUGGAGUUCCCCUUCGCUGCCGGUGUAGAGAACCUCCUGGUGCUCUCGCUAGGGGCCGGGGAGCCGGAACCCGCCGGAAGAACUUCGGCACCGCCGUCCGCGGCGGACCUCGUCCGUAUCGCAGGGAUUGGCCAGGCCGACGUGGUGGAUCAAGCGGUGGCCAUGGCGUUCGGGACGAACAGGACAACGAGCUACAUCCGCAUUCAGGGAAAUGGGGUCAGCUUGGCAAGAGCGGUGGACGGAGUUGAAGCGGCGGAGGAGGCGCUGGCGGAGAGGAACGUGGAGUCGGUGCUGUUUCGGGGGAGGAAAGUAACGGAGCGAACUAACGGCGAGAAGCUGAAGUGGGCAACGGAAGAGCUCAUCGGGGAGCACGAUUGGAGGAGGAGCAGGGUGCCGACGGUCCUGAUGAAGCCGACGAUGACGCCAAGGACCUCCUGCUCGACCACAGUUACUACGGUAUCCUCCAGGACGUCCUCUGGGUCUCCCUGAUACUGACACGUGUCAAUAUGUCGCUUUGAAAGUUUUUUUGUCGUUGACCGGUGUGUUCGCGCAGCCGACGGACGGUCAGGAUGCAAGAGGGAGGGAGAGCGCUUGAUAAAAAGCGGGGUUUAAGAAAAUAGAUAUUAAAGUACGAGUGUGAUGGUACUGUUGAUGGUCUGCCACUUAGAAUUUAAAAAAAAAUUCUUAGAUUUUUUUUUUUUUUUUUUAACAUUCUCUCUUGGGAGCUUUAUAAAGGGUGCCUAGUCAUGUGUUGGAAAUUUGGAAUGUGUAUAUAUUUAGGUGAAUUUUGUUUACAACAUUGUAAAAACAGGGUUCUAUUAUCUGAAAUGUGCUUCUUUAUCUUUAAUUUU
Messenger RNA from Phoenix dactylifera (date palm), 1688 nucleotides. RefSeq names its product patatin-like protein 3. Gene Ontology annotation, biological process: lipid metabolic process. The record is from RefSeq and is a predicted model, not a curated record. NCBI's taxonomy places the organism in Eukaryota, Viridiplantae, Streptophyta, Magnoliopsida, Arecales, Arecaceae.